Messenger RNA from Halteromyces radiatus, 845 nucleotides. RefSeq names its product putative tRNA pseudouridine synthase 1-like protein. Gene Ontology annotation, cellular component: mitochondrion. The coding region runs from base 17 to 781 and encodes 254 amino acids. The transcript is spliced from 3 exons. The record is from RefSeq and is a predicted model, not a curated record. Gene Ontology annotation, biological process: tRNA modification; mRNA pseudouridine synthesis. Gene Ontology annotation, molecular function: RNA binding; pseudouridine synthase activity. Lineage: Eukaryota; Fungi; Mucoromycota; Mucoromycetes; Mucorales; Cunninghamellaceae.
CUUUUUUUAUUUAUUUAUGAACCAUCAUCUCAAAACUGCAUUGAAUGGUGUAUUUGCUAUUUAUAAACCAAAAGGAAUCACUUCACGACAAGCAGCAACUAAAGUCCAACUCUUUCUUACUCAACAUGUUUUACAAACGGAUCGUCCUUGGAAAGUGAAAUUAAAAGAUCGAGUCAAGGUUGGCAUGGGUGGUAUUCUAGAUCCAAUGGCAGAAGGUGUUUUGGUCUUAGGAUUAGGUAAUGGAUGUAAACAAUUGCAAUCAUAUUUGAAAGGGACAAAAGAAUAUGAAGCCACAGCUCUAUUAGGACAAACAACGGAUACCUAUGACGCUGAAGGUACUAUUGUACAUACAGCACCCACUCAACAUAUCAAUGAAGAUUUACUCUUGUCAGCAUUAGAUUCAUUUCGUGGUAAUAUUCUACAAACCCCACCUUUAUAUAGUGGACUCAAGGUACAAGGGAAACGAUUAUAUAAUUAUGCACGACAAGGUAUAGAACCACCUACUUCUUUAAUACCAAGACAAGUGACACUACAUCAAAUUGAAUUAUUGGAUUUUCAAGGUACAACUGUGGUAUUGAAAAUGGAAACCUCAGGCGGAUUUUAUGUACGAAGCCUUAUUCAUGAUUUGGGACAAUCUUUAGGAUGUGGUGCUCACAUGACUCGGCUAGUUCGCACGAAACAAGGACCUUGGACUCUAUCUACCUCAUUACCUCUUUUAUUAGAUACAAAUAUGAAUGAUCAAAUGAAAUUAGAUACUAUAUUAGAAGCACUUUCCCAUUAGAAAAGAUAGAUGUUGUAUAUAAUAACAAUAAAACUAUUUAUGUAAUAUGUUUGUGCUUGGAUUA